This is a messenger RNA of Pocillopora meandrina, 15328 nucleotides long. Lineage: Eukaryota; Metazoa; Cnidaria; Anthozoa; Scleractinia; Pocilloporidae. The record is from the annotation of a GenBank genome assembly.
UAUUAUUAUUAUUGUUAUUAUUAUUAUUAUUAUUAUUAUUAUUAUUAUUAUUAUUCUGUUUUGAACAUCAACGCCAUUUCAGUAAUAUAUUUCAACGCAGCUCACAUCAAAGUGUUGGGAUGUCAUCUCAGUGCCAGUUUGGAUCGUUAUGGAUGGGAAUGUUUAAUUUGUUGACAAAAAAUAAGCUAAAUGAAAGCUUUCAUCCACCGCACCACCUUUCUUUUUUUUUUCCUCUAAUUCUAUACCUCCUCCACUUUCCAUCCUACAAUAGUAGUAGCCAGGAGAAAUUGGGAAGUUAAGAUACCUUUGUAUUUUUUAUUAUUUUCUACCACGUUUUGGAAUUUUUUUCGAUUGAGCAAACCAAUAAAAACUCACUACUAUUUGUAUUCCAACAGACGGAAAUUUCCCAAUUUUCGAGAAUUCUACGUUAUCCGGCCGAAGAAAAUCAGAUUUAAUUUUUCCUUGUAUUUUUAGUCGUAUUCGCUAUACAGUAACUUUGUGCUAAAUUUGGCCUCAUAUCAUUUCUUUUCACCCACCCGUCGAAUUACGGCACUAUUGGUCAACUUUUCCUAUUCAUAGGCCGACAAAUCGCCUGCAUCUUUAAUAAGAAAAUUUCCUUCAUUAUGCUUUCAGUAUGUGUGUUUCUCAUUCUCCCCAGUCUUUUCAAGACCUCUCGUAUGGCAAUCCAGCGCCCUUCGAUCAACCUAAGCAGGCGAUGGUUUAACGACCACCACAUCAGCAAAAAAAGAAAAAAAUAAUAAAUUGAAAAAAUAGCAUGUUUAUGUCAUUGUGCUAUACUCCGGAUUAAUGAAAAUGAAAAGUUAAAAAAUGUAAUAUGAGGCCCUCUCCAAACUUGGCGUAUAAAUUGUGAAACAGAAUAGCAACAAAAUAGAAUCAUGCAUCACGAAAUAAACAAUGAUACACGAUUUUCAGUUUCGAGUUCGAUGAGCUCAUAUUCAGCUUCUUCAAUACUGCUGGUGUGAACAAGUGCACCGUUUUUUUACACUCUUGUGGGGCAAAUCACAUUAUCACAGGAGUUAAGGUGAGGACAGAAUAUGUUAAUAGUGACCUAAUGCAGUGAAUGAGAUAAACGGGUAUUGACUAAAGAUACAAAUAGAAACAAUUUGAGACAUGAGACACUAGAAUGAAAGAAAUGCCGAUCUUAUUUACUCGUCACGAACGCAGGAUCGAAUCUUAAACCGUCAGAUUCUACGAUUUGAAGUUCUCACAUAUAGCUAUGGAUUUCUCGUUAAUGAGCCAUGACAUACAGUGGAUAUAUAAAGGAUCAUCCUGCAUACUGCCUAGAUCAUCAAUGUCGAAAGUUUCAUGUCUUAAAAUACAUAAUGAUAAAAAGAAAAUUUCAAGCUCUUUCGUGACAGAGGAAAAAAUCAUUUUUAACCAACGACCGAAAAAGAAAACCCUAUCCGUCAGAUCAGGUUAAACGACAGAUUAAAUAUCAAUGCUGACAUGUAAAUAAACAUACCAGACCUUGUGGUGGCUUAUUUAUCUUCCCAUGAGGGAUUUACGAAGCCGAGGCAUUUCUGAUUCCAGUAUCAAGUGCGUCACAUGUCUGUAGGAACUAUUAUACAAUUAUUUAUGGCCUCGCUUACUGCAUCCAAACCCAGGAGACAGUUCUGGAGCUCAAAGAGACAGAGAGCGAGGGCCUCAGAUUUCCCCUCCAACUUAAAGACAACUGGUUCAGUGACAAUUUUUUCAUAAAAUUCCUGCAAGAUACACUGAGGGUUUCUGCACACAAAGAUGCAUGGAGUACAUAGAUUUAAAAAAUUUUGAAUAUCUUCUUCGGAUAUUUCUUUAGGAGGAGUACUUAUGGCAUUCGCUUUAAUUCUUUAUAGCACGCGACACGAUUUAAAUAUGCUUUUCUCUAGGUACAACGAGAAGUCAAGUAUUUUUCUUGGAAAAGAACUUUAUUGGAGUUAAAUCAAUUGCAAGUACCCUUUAGGUGAGGAAAGCUAAUGAAGAAAUAUGUAGCAUAUUAUAAUCGAAAGACAUGAAAAUUGGAAAAAAAUAUACAUAAAGAAUACAUAUUAUUGAUGUGACUUCUUUAACUUUGUAUAUCUCCCUCCGGUGAUGAAUAUGUGCAACUUGUUAUUACAAAGUAUACGUAGAUAUCAACGCAACAACCAGCAGAAAAAUUAGUGUUCAUUGAGAGCAGAGAAAGUUAUCUCUUAUAGCGAAGUAUCUUGAUGUAACACUAAAUUUUCUUUACAUGUGAGAGAAAGCCAAUGAAUGAAAACAACUGAGGGAUGGAUGCCCAUUUCAACUUGUUCGGGACUCGACUACAUACGAACAAACCCAUCUUGAUUUUGUGAAUCAGCAUCGUUUUCAUAUUAGGAAGGAACAGAUUUUAUUAUUCAAAAACUGAUUGUAUCGGAAUGAGAUCCAGAGCGCCACUAAAUUUGACUGGACACUUACGCUUUUGACUGCAAAAAUAUUUAGUGCAGAAUUGGCGGGAGUUGUUUACAGUAAAAACAAGUUCACCGUUAUUAUUUUCAGAAACGCGUUCACGGUGAAAGUGGAAAAUGAAAAUUUGAGAGAACUGUAACGCUAAAGGGGAGAUGACCAAAAACAAAUGUUUAUCAUAUAAAAUACGCUGAUUGGUAUCGCCAAUCAGCUACUGGACGUCACCCGCUUUUCGCACCGCUUUAUUAGGUUGGUGAAUGAAUGGCAAAUUCUCAUUCCUUAAUAAAGUCGCCUUUCAAGUUGUCUGUAAAUGCCUAUGGUGUUUAUAUAAUAAACAAAAUAAUACAUGGCUGCUUGUACAUAUGGGAUUACGAUUCUCGAUAUCUCACGAGAGAGCGCAUUUGAACGAGGGAUAUAUCGAGUUGAUAACUUGAAGAGAAAUUGCAGUGGUACAAUAUAACUCACGGUGUGAAUUCAUCUUUAUCGAUUCAAUUAUGGCAGAAUGUAACAUUUCCUGCUCUGAAGAGAAAAGGGAUUUUGCGGAUUGCGAGUAUUUUGCACUAAAAGAGAAAGAGCUGCAUUAAAUUACAAACUGAGUCAAUUAAUACUCAGGCAGAAACAUGAAAACAAAUAAUAAUCAUACAAGAAUAAAACAAAUAAAAAAACAAGCACAAUAACUAAGAAGAACAGCAAUUUUGAUCACGAAACUGGGAAUUAGACGAGGAUAGAUAUUUUAAACUCGUGAAUAUGUAACCUUCAUUUAUUUAUUAAAAUUGUUGUAAAGCAAAGUAUUAUUCUUAAUAUUUUCAGGCAUGUAGAAUUAACAAAUGACAUCAUUUGGAGAACAGAGUGAUUCAGAGGAUGACAAUUUAACAGGUACAAACCAAUGUUCAUUCUGCAACUGAUUAGAGCUCUAGAGCUAAUGUUAUUUACCAUGAAAGAUCGUAAUCUUAACUUUCUUGCGGUUGACAACAAUUAAGUUUAAUUUCAGUCGAAUUUUCUCGGGUUAUUGUUGUCAGACGUAAAAAUAUUUCCCUUGCGUACAAUUAUAAAUUUCAUUGGUUUCUCUCAUUUACCUCGUGGUUAAAUAGUUUGCGCGUGAUGCAAUUUCCUAAAGCCUUAAACUCCUAGAAGUGAUAUAACGUGUAACUUAUCCCUGUAAUAUUAAUACAUUAUCCAGCAAACAGAUAAUAAGAAUAUUCAAAGUUUUAUCAGGUAGAAUUCGUUAUCUAUGAACUAACACCAAAUCUCCGAACCUAAUUUGAAAGGAAACAUGUAGCAGCUGGAGGGGAGAAUUAACAAUUAGAUCACGGGAGUUAAGGUUUAACUGUGCGUGAUCAUUAUGCGACAGAAGCGCGUGAUGAGCAUGUGACAAAGCCAGAUAACGUGCUCUACAUAAUUAUAGCUCUCGUCAAUAUCAAAACCAGCUAUUAUCUCCCGAAAACAAACGAAGUUUGAAACAAAGCUCGAGGUUGAAGAAAAAUAUACAAAAUGCCUACGUUUCUUUUGAUAUCGUAACACUCGCGAUAUAUAGUAAUAAUGACGGUUAUAUGGUUGUCGGUGAGAUACCAAAAUUUUUUCAGUUUCCAAAACGUGACAUCUCCACCGCACGCUGUAAGCGUACCAUUUAUAUCUUCAUAUAUAAAGGCAUAAAUGUCGUCAUGAUAACCGGAUUUAUAAACAUAACAGUUUUACUUUCCAUGUAGGCUGGUUUUUUUUAAUUGUUUUUUUUUUCAUCUAAAGCUGAAUUCAAUUCUUUUUAAAGGAAAUAGUUUUUGUAAUGAGAAAUUGUUGUAUUACAAUUUCCGAAAUUGAGGUGGUUUUCCGGCGUGCUGACUUUCGGUGCAGUGGAUCUCUGUAUUCGAUGCUCCUAUAUAAAAAUUGAAUUGGAUUCAAAUUUUCAAUCAAUAUCUUUUGAACAAAAAGGAUGAUACAUGUCCACUACGUAUCUACAAGGUGGUUAGUAGUAUCAUUUCUAACUGGUUAUCUGUCAGAGUUCGGUUUUAGUAGAUAUACCUUUUCGCGCAAUGACGUACUAAAUGGGCACAAUGUUUGAGUGUUUACAUCGUGCGCUGGAAGAUAAAACUGUGAGCUCAGUAAAUGCUGAUAUUGGAGCAGAAUCCUGUUCUGUAGGGCAAGACCACCUCAGCAGCUCCACGAAAAUUUCCUAAAUUUCCCAAUCACUACUAUAUUGCAGAAGAUUCUCUUUUGAUCAGCGAUUCGUUCACAAAUAAAUUUAAAGUUCUCUUUUGCCUUGCGAUAUCGAAAUGUUUUUUUUUAGUUUCAUUUCGCUUUCAGUCUACUUCCUCCGCCAAGUACUCAUUUGGCUUGGCAGUGAAUUCAUUCGAUGGCCUACAAGAUUAAGCUAUGCAGAAGUCUGCGUGUUGCGCUUGGCUUUCAAUUUGAUGUUGAUAAAGUUUCUUUAAACAAGAGUUUUGAUAAAAAGGUAGUUCCCAUUGCCAUCUGCUCCAGUCCCUCGGAAUAAUCUCGUAUUCAGUGUCUUUUUUGAAUUCGAAAUGAAAAAUUCGGGUCCUUCCCCAAAAUAAUUCGGUAAAGGGCCAGCUACUUCCAGUUAUUCAAAAUUUCCUGGCUCCUUCAAAAAAAAAAAAAUGAAUGGAAUAUUUUAUUUACUAGAACUUAUGAAUUUGUUAAAGAACCUUUGUCCAGCAAUUUUCGAUAGCUUUGAGGGAAAUUUUACAAAUGCACUUUAUAGAAGAACAGAGAUCUUACACUCGCUGCCACGGGUCGAUAAAAGUGUUUCGUUACGCAAUAGGCUCGCGGGGUGUUGGUAGAAUUCGUGACGGUUACGUAGAUCUUCGAAGGUGUUUCGGGCUUGAAUAAGUUUUGCGAAUUCUCCCAGCCCCACACGCGAUAAAAUGAAGAAAUGAGAGAAAGAGUCUUUUAUUGCAUAACAUUUUAUCUGUGUUUAUCCAUGCCUACCGGGUACAAUUAGGUUGUAUAUUGCAACUCACGCAUUUUGAUAAGGGACAGCCUUGAACAACGUUUCAUUAGAAAAGACUAAAAAACAAACAAGUAAACAAACAAACGAAUGAAAAAAAACAAACAUGACACAACCCGCUGAACUUGACUGGAGCUGUCACGCAACCACUAUAGCGUGACGGAGGAAACUUUGAGAUUCUCAUUCAUCCUCUAUGAUUAAGUAUACAACGUUUUCUUUAGGUUACUUUCAUUUGAGUCUCCUUUUUUUUAUUUUUAACGAUGUAGCGCAGUGCAAUCGAUUCAAUUUUAUUUCUAGCUAUGGCAGAAAGCAUCCUCCCAACAACGGGAGAAGAACUGGAGGUGAAAAAUGAGUUUCCAGCUACAGGUAAGAAAAGGCAACAAGGAAAGACUUCUUUAUGGUAAUUAUGUACUGUUUGUUGAUUAAGUACACCCUAAUUCUGGUGUACAAUUUUUUGGAUCACUUCAACUUGAAGGUUUUAGGAAUCCACAAAAUACGCCAGUAUUAGAACGCUAGUUGUAAUCGCACAUAGUUGCGAUCACUAACAAAGUUGAAAUAUCUUCACGGUAAUUUCAGCGACAGAGAAAAGUCAAGUUACGUCAAGUGACGCUGAACUGGAUGUAGAAGAUGACCUUUUAAGAGGUGAGAAAAGAUUUUUUGAAAGAAGUCCCCGCGGUGAAGUUUUUUUCACGUUUACAUCAAAAUUUACACAUUUACAUCAAAACGUUCUGUGAAUAAGGUUUUGAAACAGCAAAAGAUUGUUUCUUCAAAUUUCAGACUUUGUUACCGGUAAAAUAAAAAACAAAGCAAAAAAACAAGUUGUUGCUCGGUUAGAUCGAGCAAAAUGCUUAGACAUCAUUAGUUAUUCAUAAGCAUUAAAGCGACAAAUUUGAAGGCGACUUAGCUUUGAAGAGCCCUAAAUUAAAGAAGAAUGGGCCAAAAUUAGCUUACUAGGCUUUGUAAAACUCAGUUUUUUUUAGUUUUAGAAGUACUUACUUGUAAAUCAACACACAGUGUUUUGGAGAUUAACGAUGUAUCUACAGUUUGCACCUAAAAUGGAGGAUAUUUGCGUAGUAAAAGUAUUAUCCUUUUGCACUUGGAAAUAUUGUAAAUUUGGUCAUUUUUAGUAUGAAAGUCAAAUUCGGCAAGAGAGAGCUGUUGGUAUCCGUAGACCCGUCAAAGUGGAGUUUUGAAAAAUUUUGCAAACAGACAACUUUUUGAGGCCGCCAAAAGGAAAGUAUUUGCGCUAACACAUUUUUGUCCCUUAUUGUUCAGUACAUGUUUGGCAGAAAUUUUACGCAAUUUGAGAAUUCUACAUAGAAGAGGAGGCAUUUUGUCUCGGCCGUAUCGCCUGUUUUGGUCUUCUAAAUAUUUCGCGCCUCUUUAGACAGUUAUGUCAACACCAGGCCUACGCUGUAAACCACCAGCCAACAAAAUGUGGAACCGCUGACUUUCGCAACAGGCAAAAUGGCACUUCGCGGGAAAGUGAUACUUUCCCAAUCGAAUUUCUCCAGCUAGCCUCUUCGAGUAUGUUCUCAAUAGACAAUUACAUGUAUGAGAAAAACCAAGUGAUAAAGAAAAAAAGACAAAGAAAACUUUUUUUCUAGCGCACUUUUCUCAACGCUGGUAAAACCACGAAUUCUUGUCACUCUCAGACUCUCAGUACGAUGUUUUUUUUUUUCGCUACCAGAACAUUCCCAAGUUUUAACCUUUUUCGGUCCUGGCUUUGCCUUGCUUUUGCAGUAACUUAUGCGGUUUGAUAUUCUAACAUGAAAUUUUGGAAAACGUAACCCAGAUGUAAAAGGGUCAUUGGAAAGUCUCUCGACCUAAAUGUAAACCAAUCAGACCUGAUGUGGUUAUAGCCAAGCUACAGCUAAAACUCCAAAUAGCUUGUGUAUUUUAAAGAAAACAAAAUGCACAGAUAAACUCUCCUGAAGGGCGAUUGUAAACAAAGUUGAGUUAAGAUAGGAUCUUCCGGUGAAACUUGUGAUAUUUUGGAAAACGUAAGCCAGGUGUAAAAGGAGUUUGGAAAGCCUCUCGACCUAAAUGUAAAUCGAUAAAGUUGUAGUAAUAGCCAAGCUACAGCCCAGACUCCCAGCAGCUUUCACACAAACAAAAUGUACAGAUAUUAAACUUUUCUGGUUGUUUUUUCUCAUAGUUCUAAGCUCCUUUAACCUAAAAGUUCAUCUGGAUAUAUAAAGUUGGCAUCAUCCGUCAUCUCAAGGGUCGUAUCACUCAUUACUAAAUUAUUAACACUAAAACGUUGUGUUUUCAGAAAUAGCGAAAGUAUUUCUGGAGAAAGGUAACAAAGAAUACGAACAAGGAGAAGCUAAUGACGCAAUAAACUCCUACACGGAAGGACUUCAAGUGAACUGCAAAGAUAAACGGCUGAACGCCAAGCUUUACAGCAACAGGGCAACAGCUCAUUUCCGUUUAGGUAACAAUUUCAUAUGUAAACAUAUAAAUCUGUCGUGCAGCGUUACAAGAUAACGGAACACACAAUCUGCAUCAAGAAAAGGAAAAAUUGAGCAAAUGUAGAAAAGUAGCGUAAAAACAUAAAUCGCCCUGUGGUGGAUGAAAAUUAAGCAAAGGGAUGAUCCUCGUUUCAUUUUAAGUAAUUGUAAUUUUUUAAGGCUUCUUUGUUGCAAUUCCAUAUGAUGACCACUUUUUAAGCCUUAUUUCCUGAAUCUCAUAGUAAACUACGUGGAAUGUCUCGAUGAUGCAACAGUUGCCGUUCAAUUGGAACCCACUUUAAUCAAGGCUAUUAAGAAAGGUGGGUUUUCCAGACAUAAUCCAUCAACAUUCUAUUCUCUAAUUUCGUCAAAAGAAGAUUGUGUGGUGUGUGGCAGGUAACUGCAACCCAAGUGUCAAUUGUAUCUGGUGUGUCGAUGUCUGUGAUGUGGGUAUAAAGGAUAAGAAAAUGUCAAUAAGCUCUCAAAUACCGCCGCCUGUUUAGUUCCGUUGUAGAGCGCGGAGGUCGAGGGUUCAAGCCCUAGACCGGACCAUCUCCCUGAGUCUUAAAAUAUCUUAGGACAAUGUGCUGCCGCCUAGGCUGUGACAUCUGCAAAUGGUUUGAUAUUCUAGUCCCGGAUAAGAACGGAAAACCGUCAGCCUUGUUUCUUGCAUCUUCUCUGUAACUCAAGGAGGCACCUGAAAAAUUCCCUUUCAAAAGGUGUAAACCACUCAAUGCAGUUUACCCGAAAACUUCCCCGAAAAGUGCUGAAAAGCGCAUAAUAGCACAUUAAAAUGAAGAAUGCGCGAGAUACAUUUAUCGUUAUCAUCAUCAAUUGAAGCUUAAUUGGUAGCUGCUUUCCAUUAGCUUCUUAUUGUUUAUUUUCAGUUCUUUCACGAGUUCAAAUUUCCUUCAUUAUCACAAUUUUUGUUCCCGGCCAAAUGGAAAAUUUGGGAAAGUCCAUUUUAUCAGUACGUUUAUACUUUAACAGUGAUGAGUUACUUCGUACCACCAAUUAUUCUCUCCUUUUCAGGAGCCAGAGCUUGUGCCGAACUUUGCUUGUAUAAAGAAGCAAGGAGCUGGUUGCAUAUGGGAUUGGCCGUAUCCUUUAACGAAUGUUUCAAACGUGAUACGAGAUGCAAUGCGAGUAAUAUUUCAAGGGAAAUCAAUACUUUCCGGAGAGAUUCUUCAACACAUAGUGGAAGCAAUAUUCUCUUAUACUGCACUGAGCAGUUUAAAGAAGCUAAGAUAUUAUUAAAGAGUUCUUUCGACUAUUCCACGAAACUUUACUCAAAAGAAGAGGCCAUAUCAAUUAAUUCCCAGAGUUUGGGCUGAAUACCCCUCAUUUUUGUCCUCAGACGAGCAUCACCAUGACGACCGAACCUAAACCAAUAAAUGCGCUUCAGAGCAGGUUAAAACUCUCCACUAGCUUAAGAGCGUUUGUCUUUAAAAAUCAAACAUAUCGCGGCAAGGGUGGAAAAUUCGAUUCCUUUCUUAUUUCAAUGUUAGAUAGGCUAGACUGUAACUAAAAUCACUGGAUACUUUUUUUGGCAAAAUAUCUUUUUAUUUCAGAGAAAAAUACAAAUAACGAAAUUCUGUUAAAAUCGUCAUUUUUAGCAGCAAAUUAUUGCACGAGUUUGAGGGCUUCGCGUGCAAAAACGAAUCACUAUCUCGUCUUUCAAACACUCAAAUCUUCUUUUACGAUCUCAUAAGACCUCACAAAAGGAUUUUUUGUAAACAUUGCGCUCUUCUUUUCUCUUAAAAUAAUUUAAUUUCGAAAGCAUGCAUUUCUCUUCAGUAAAAAUACUUCGUGAAUAAAAUUAAUUUUCAUCAUGUGUUAAACCUUCAAAUGGAUUAAGCUUUUGGUGGUUGAAUUUCGAAAAGAUGUUCUCAUUAUUACUGUAAAAAUUUGUUUGGGCAAAUGAUUGAGAGCGAUACAAAAGCUUUUCAAAGUCCGUUAAAAUGCAGUUAUUUGACCUUUUGCGGUCAACAUUCCAGUCGCGAGUCACGCAUAUUUUAAUAUGUUUCAACCCAUAUGAGGCCGAAAAAUGUACAUAGAAAGAUAUUUCCAAAUGCUCUAACCUCAUUUGCCGCAGAAGACCGAUCCAGAGACCAUUUUAGUGUGAUUCUCUUGUCGUUCGUCGUAUUUAGGUCUGUGUAAGUAAUAACGUCCGAUAAAACCACCAACCCUGUCGAACACCAUCUUGUUGUCAAACGUUCCAUAUCUUUCUUCACUGUGGCAUCUUAUUCAACGGUUCAGUUGACUGCGAGUAUUACUCAGUUUACAAUACACUAAAAAAUUACAUCUGACAGUCUCAUUCAAUGCUAAACUGAGUUGACUACAAACAUGUACGCCCUUUGAGUAUUUGGGUUGUCACGCAAUACUGGUGACAAAGGAACUUUAGGGGGUAGGUGAAGGGCAAAACUCCAUAUAAUUAAGCACUAUCAGAAUUGAACUCUUGGAACCUACAAAUUAUUUUAUUCUGUAAACAUUUUUGUGAUAGUGUCAUCUCUGUCUGGUGACAAACAGUAAAAUACUUUUAUUUAUUGCAGGGAAUUAUUCUUGUUUUUUUGGCACUCUGUGCCUGUCGUACUUAUUAGGGGUGUUUUUCUUUCCACUAAAAUUGCAAGGAAUACCCCAAUAGCAUGAAAGAGAACCUUUAGUACAUUUUUACAACACCAUGCUACAAAACGCAGUGGUGGGGAUGUGUGGCUUAUGUUAGGCUGGGGUGCUAUGCUCCGUGGCCAAUGGAUGGGGCUUGCAUAAGGGAGUGGUAUUAUUAACCGCUGUUAACAGACCCAACUACCGUUUAAAACCAUAAACUACAGAGGGGCCGACAUAUGUGCACUCGGCACAAAAUAAGGUCGAUCUCAUCUUCAGGACCGGUAAAUUUGAAAGCCGACUCAUGACUUGCGAUAUUCUUGGUGCAUGAAAGUAAAGGAACAAUUUCCGUUUCACGCAUUCGAUCUCUAUUGUUGUAACCACAAACUCCGCCAAUAAGCAACUUGAACGAACAACAACCUUCCAUUUUUAUGUAACAAAGUUGACUGUGUAAGUUAGUGUAUUUGUGAAAAACAAAGCCCGAAGCCCCGCCUCUAAGCGAACAAUAGACAUCUUGUAAUUACCAUAAACCAGGUUUUGUUUACUUAGGCUUGCUAUUUUUUAGCAGGUACUAAAUUUAGUUUUCAACGAGUAUUAGCCAAAGGCCCGAUCUCCACGACUUACAUGUAAGAGAUUUCGAUGUUCACAUCAACAAAAAGCUUAGCAGCAGAGUGACGUCUCUUUACUUUCCCCUUCCCCUACCCCCUAAAAAAUUAACUUUCCAUUGUAUGAUUUGCAUCGCGUGGCGACUCUCCGUAUACAAAACUACGUUGACUGCAACAUAUGUGUAGUGCCACUUUUAAAAGCAUCGAUCAGAUCUACUGCACCUCAAACCGAACAACACUCACAGUCAACUGAACCGCUGGAGAAGAUGCCACAGUGCAGAAAGAUGUCAAACGUUUUACAACGAAGGUUGGUGACAGUUUGCAGAUUGACAGGCAGUUUCAUCGGAUGUUAUAAAUACGAUGAGCGACAAGGUAACCAAAGUAAAAUGGUCUCUGGAUCUUUCUUCUACGGCAAAUGAGGUUAGAGCAAUUGGAAAUGUGUACCCAUGUACAUUUUCCGGCCUCAUAUGAAUCAUAUUAAAGUAGGUGUGUGACUCGCAACUGGAAUGUUGACCGCGAAAGGUCAAAUAACUGCAUUUUAACGGACUUUGAAAAGCUUUCGUAUCGCUCUCAAUCAUUUGCCCAAAGAGAUUUUUAUAGUAAUAUUGAGAACAUCUUUUCGUAAUUCUACCGCCCAAAGCUUAAUCCAUUUGAAGGUUUAGCACAUGCUGAAAAUUAACUUUACUCAUUUAAUCAUUUUACACGCAAAGAGGAACGUAGUGUUUACAAAAAUCGUUUUCUGAGGUCUUAUAAGGUUAUAAAAGAAGAUUUGAGUGUUAAAAAGACGAGAUUGUGAUUCGUUUUUGAAUGCGAAGCCCUCAAACUUGUGCAAUACUUUGCAGCUAAAAAUGACGAUUUUAACGGAACUUAUUUAUCUGUAUUUUUCUCUGAAAUAAAAAGACAUUUUGCCAAAAAAGUAUCCUGUGAUUUGAUUUAUAGUCUAGCCUAUCUAAUAUUAAAAUAAGAGAGAAAUCGAAUUUUUCACCCUCGCCGCGAAAUUUAGAAUUUGUCUGACUUUUACAGACAAGCGCUCUUAAAAUCAAAUCUCUGAAAAAGACCAACGUUCGAAUUAUCAUUCCAGUUUUAAGGUUCUGUCUAAUACUCUCACUGUUUUUGUAAAAUAUACAUUUCCACUGCAUUUUCGCAAAACUACUCAUGAUUUAUUCCCUUUAUAACCCUUGACACCUUUUAAGAUUGAAAAUGACAACAAACGUCUGCUUCAAUUACUAAGGAAAACUAAUGCCGAACUAAAAGUCAUAACAAACAGUUCUUCCAAUCUCGGUAACGCUUAUCAAAGUCUAGGACAGUUCAAAACAGCCAUCCAGCACCAUCAACGUGAUCUAGAAAUUGCUAAAGAAGUGGGAGACAAGGCCGGAGAGGGGAGAAGUUACUGCAAUCUUGGCAACGCUUAUCAAAGUCUAGGACAGUUCAAAACAGCCAUCCAGCACCAUCAACGUGAUCUAGAAAUUGCUAAAGAAGUGGGAGACAAGGCCGGAGAGGGGAGAAGUUACUGCAAUCUCGGCAACGCUUAUCAAAGCCAAGGACAGUUCAAAACAGCCAUCCAGUACCAUCAACGUCAUCUAGAAAUUGCUAAAGAAGUGGGAGACAAGGCCGGAGAGGGAGGAAGUUAUGGCAAUCUCGGCAACGCUUAUGACAGUCUAGGACAGUUCAAAACAGCCAUCCAGUACCAUCAACGUCAUCUAGAAAUUGCUAAAGAAGUGGGAGACAAGGCUGGAGAGGGAGGAAGUUAUGGCAGUCUCGGCAACGCUUAUGACAGUCUAGGACAGUUCAAAACAGCCAUCCAGUACCAUCAACGUCAUCUAGAAAUUGCUAAAGAAGUGGGAGACAAGGCCGGAGAGGGAGGAAGUUAUGGCAAUCUCGGCAACGCUUAUCAAGGUCUAGGACAGUUCAAAACAGCCAUCCAGUACCAUCAACGUCAUCUAGAAAUUGCUAAAGAAGUGGGAGACAAGGCCGGAGAGGGAGGAAGUUAUGGCAAUCUCGGCAACGCUUAUCGCAGUCUAGGACAGUUCAAAACAGCCAUCCAGUACCAUCAACGUCAUCUAGAAAUUGCUAAAGAAGUGGGAGACAAGGCCGGAGAGGGAAUCGGUUAUGGCAAUCUCGGCAACGCUUAUCAAGGUCUAGGACAGUUCAAAACAGCCAUCCAGUACCAUCAACGUCAUCUAGAAAUUGCUAAAGAAGUGGGAGACAAGGUCGGAGAGGGAGGAAGUUAUGGCGGUCUCGGCAACGCUUAUGACAGUCUAGGACAGUUCAAAACAGCCAUCCAGUACCAUCAACGUCAUCUAGAAAUUGCUAAAGAAGUGGGAGACAAGGCCGGAGAGGGAGGAAGUUAUGGCAAUCUCGGCAACGCUUAUCGCAGUCUAGGACAGUUCAAAACAGCCAUCCAGUACCAUCAACGUGAUCUAGAAAUUGCUAAAGAAGUGGGAGACAAGGCCGGAGAGGGAAGAAGUUAUGGCAGUCUCGGCAACGCUUAUGGCAGGCUAAGAGAGUUCAAAACAGCCAUCCAGUACCAUCAACGUCAUCUAGAAAUUGCUAAAGAAGUGGGAGACAAGGCCGGAGAGGGAAUCGGUUAUGGCAAUCUCGGCAACGCUUAUCAAGGUCUAAGACAGUUCAAAACAGCCAUCCAGUACCAUCAACGUCAUCUAGAAAUUGCUAAAGAAGUGGGAGACAAGGCUGGAGAGGGAAAAAGCUAUUGCUCUCUCGGCAUGAUUCAUGAGGCUCAAAGAGAGUUGAAAACAGCUUUUGAGUGUUUUCUACGUCACCUAGAAAUAUCCAAAGAAGUUGGAGAUAAGACUGGAGAGGCGUGCUCACUCCGCUCCCUUGGAAUCAGUUUUGAGAGCCAAGGAAAUCUUAUGAUGGCCUUUGACUGUUUUUACUCGAGCGUAGAAUUGUAUGAUGAUAUCAGGGCCAGUCUUCAACUCAACGAUCAGUGGAAGAUUUGUUAUCGUAAUUUACACCAAGGAGCAUACAAAGGUUUGUGGCGUAUAAAUCUCAAGCGAGGUCAAGUUGUGAAGGCUCUUCUUACCACAGAGAAAGGACGUGCUCAAGCUCUGAGAGAUCUCAUGGUCAGAAAAUAUCAGCCUGAAGAUUCUUUAACGCCUAGAGCAUCCCGCAUUUCUCUGAGGUGGGUUCCAUUGAGCACAGUUUUCAUAGCUAUUAAUGGACCAUGUGUUUACUUCUGGGUUUGCCUCAGUGAAAAUAAUAUCCAGAAGAGAGAAGUACACGUGAACAAAUACAAGUAUGAGGAUGAAUUGAAAGUUUUCAUGCAGGUACUGAACAAAACUGCUCUUAAGGAGAUCAGUAAAAGAGAUACUGUAACCAUCGAAUAUCGUCCGCUUGACUCGCCGACAGAAGAGGAAGUGGCCAAUGAUGUGAUCCCAGUUGAUGUGAGGCACUCCCAAUCCAGCGCUUUAAAGAAGCUGCAUGAUAUCAUCGUUACUCCUAUUGCUGACCUGAUCGAAGGCAACGACGAGAUCACGUUCGUUCCUGAGGGGCCAUUUUGCCUUGUACCUUAUGCAGCGUUGCAGGACUCCAACUCAUCAUAUCUAAGUGACUCUUUCAGAAUUCGUGUGCUUCCCUCUCUGACGACCUUGCAACUAAUUCAUGAUUGUCCAGCUGACUUUCACAUGAAGACUGGUGCAUUGCUUGUCGGCGACCCAUGUUUCAAACAUAUCAUCUAUGAGGAAAGACUUUUGGUGCAACUUCCAGGAGCAAGGAAAGAAGUGGAGAUGAUCGGACGUAUCCUUAAUGUCUCCCAUCUCACUGGAGAAAUGGCAACAAAAGAUGAAGUGUUAAAACGAAUAUCAUCAGUGGCCUUAGUUCACAUGGCAGCCCACGGUAAAAUGGAAACUGGAGAAGUUAUCCUGGCACCAAACACCACAAGAGAUAACCCUCAGCCGCAAGAGAAAGACUAUCUACUGACAAUGAAAGAUGUCAUGGAAACUGGGUUGCGAGCACGUCUGGUUGUACUUAGCUGCUGUCACACUGCUUGUGGGGAGGUCAUGGCCGAGGGUGUGGUCGGCAUGGCGCGUGUACUUUUGAGUGCCGGUGCCAGAUCUGUUGUGGUAACCUUGUGGGCGAUUGGCGACGAGGGAACCGUGGAGUUCAUGAGUUUCUUCUACCAUGCACUUGCCAAAGGCAAGAAGGCAAGUGAAGCUCUCAAUCAGGCCAUGAAGUGUAUGAGAGAAAUCGAAAAGUUCAAGGAGGUGAUUUACUGGGCACCAUUUGUACUCAUUGGUGACGACGUCAGCCUGGAUUUCAAGGAGAUUUAG